Molecule: messenger RNA, 1762 nt
Organism: Cajanus cajan (pigeon pea)
Lineage: Eukaryota; Viridiplantae; Streptophyta; Magnoliopsida; Fabales; Fabaceae
Product: beta-glucosidase 12
Biological process (GO): carbohydrate metabolic process
Molecular function (GO): beta-glucosidase activity
Source: RefSeq, a predicted model, not a curated record
CACACAAAUGAUUUCAUAUUUCAAGAGGGGUAGUUUAAUUUUAAACAUGGAAAUAGAAUUGCUAUAAAAAAAAAAAAAAAAGUACUAGGAGUUAUUGACUUUCGAAAGCCACACCCAUGGAAACUAAAUCCUCAAUCACUUUCAUUCUCUAUCUUAUUUCUGCCAUACUUAUCUUUGUUUCCAAUUCUGUUGCUUCCAUUGAAGAAAGUUUUGCUGAGGAUUAUGACACAUCCACUCUUAAACGAAGCAGUUUUCCAAAGGAUUUCGUAUUUGGUUCAUCAUCCUCAGCAUAUCAGUAUGAAGGUGCAGCAAAUGAAGGUGGCAGAGCUCCAAGUAUUUGGGACACUUUCACUCAGAAAUAUCCAAAUAAAAUAAGGGACCAAAGCAACGGGGAAAUCGCUGUGGAUUCAUACCAUCGUUUCAAGGAAGAUGUGGGGAUAAUGAAUGACAUAGGGUUUGAUGCUUAUAGAUUCUCCAUCUCAUGGUCUAGGCUACUACCAGGUGGAAACCUAUCUGGUGGAAUAAACAAUGAUGCCAUCAUAUAUUACAACAACCUUAUCAAUGAACUUAUAUCUAAAGGUUUGAAGCCCUUUAUAACUCUAUUGCAUUAUGAUCACCCCCAAAGCUUAGAAGAUGCAUAUGGCGGUUUUUUGAGUCCAAAAGUAGUGAAGGAUUUCGUGGACUAUGCAGAGGUGUGCUUCAAAGCAUUUGGUGACAGAGUAAAGUAUUGGAUUACAAUAAAUGGACCAUCAAUUUUCUCUGAAAAUGGUUACACAAAUGGGAAAUAUGCCCCAGGAAGAUGUUCAAACUGGUUGCAUUUUAAUUGUUCUGGUGGAGACUCUGCUAUUGAACCCUACCUUGUUACCCACCAUCAGCUUCUUGCACAUGCUGCUGCUGUCAAAGUUUACAGGGAAAAGUACCAGAUUACACAAAAAGGACAAAUUGGGUUAGUUCAAGCCAUUGACUGGGUUAUACCAUUAACCCAAUCCCCAUUAGACAUUGAUGCUACAUUUAGGGCUAGAGCUUUCAAGUUGGAUUGGACUAUGGAACCGUUACGAUCUGGUUCAUACCCAAUUGAAAUGGUUCACUAUGUGGGUGAAAAACUGCCAAAGUUUUCUAAAGAGCAAUCAGAUUUGGUGAAAAAUUCUUUCGAUUUUAUAGGCAUCAACUAUUAUUCAACAGCUUAUGCAGCUGAUGUUGAAUGCACAAGAGAAAACAAAUCCUACUUCACAGAUUUCUGUGCUGAGAUUACUUUUGAGCGUAAUGGAAUUCCUAUUGGGCCAAGGGCUGCCUCGGAAUGGAUAUACCUCUAUCCAAAAGGAAUCAAAGAAGUAUUGCUCUACUUUAAGCAUAAAUUCAACAAUCCAAUCAUAUACAUUACAGAAAAUGGUUACGAUGAUUUUAAUGAUGGAGAAGUAUCACUCAAAGACCAAGAGAGAAUAGACUGCCACAUUCAACAUCUUUCUUAUGUUCAUAGUGCUAUAUUGGAUGGAGUCGAUGUGAGAGGCUACUUUGCAUGGUCACUUUUGGACAACUUUGAAUGGUCAGAUGGUUACACAGUUCGGUUUGGAAUUGUUUAUGUUAACUAUACGAAUGGAUUGAAUAAAUAUCCAAAAGACUCAGCUAAAUGGUUUAAGAGCUUCCUCUCUCAAGAAUUUGAAUCCCAAUGAACAUAUUAAUGAAUAGAAAGAACAAGUGGUUUGCACUUACACAAGGGGUCCUUUAUUUUUUCUCUUGUAUAAGAAUAAUAUGCGAAUUAAAC